Molecule: messenger RNA, 861 nt
Organism: Gallus gallus (chicken)
Lineage: Eukaryota; Metazoa; Chordata; Aves; Galliformes; Phasianidae
Product: olfactory receptor 1D2-like
Exons: 4
Coding region: 1-861 (286 amino acids)
Biological process (GO): G protein-coupled receptor signaling pathway
Cellular component (GO): membrane
Molecular function (GO): olfactory receptor activity; G protein-coupled receptor activity
Source: RefSeq, a predicted model, not a curated record
AUGGUCACAGCCAGAGUUGUGGUCAACAGCUCAGUGGCUGUGUGGAGACAAUGGUAUUUUUUAAGGAGUCUGCAAGUGCAACUGGUGCGAUUCAACCUCUUUGUCGCUGACUUGGACAGCGCUGUUGAGUGCACCUUCAGCGAGUUUGUGGGUGACAUCAAUUUCUGUGAUGUGGUCAAUACAGUAAAGAUAAGGGGUGCCAUCCAGAGGGACCGUGACAAGCUACAGAGGUGGGUCUAUGAGAACAUUGUGAAGAUCAACAAGACCAUGUGCAAGGAUGUUCACAUGGAUGAGAGGAUUCAGGGUUGGAGGCACCACGGAGUACAGAACUGCCAUCGUCAGAUCCAGGGCUUGGGAGGAAAGAGAGGGGGGCUUCAGAUUGGCAAAAAAGCCAGUGCUGACCAAGAGGGAGAGCACAGCCAGAUGCCCAAUAGCAGCUCCAUCAGCGAGUUCCUCCUCCUGGCGUUGGCAGACACGCGGCAGCUGCAGCUCCUGCACUUCUGGCUCUUGCUGGGCAUCUACCUGGCUGCCCUCCUGGGCAACGGCCUCAUCAGCACAGCCGUAGCCUGCGACCACCGCCUGCACAGCCCCAUGUACUUCUUCCUCCUCAACCUCGCCCUCCUCGACCUGGGCUGCAUCUCCACCACUCUCCCCAAAGCCAUGGCCAAUGCCCUCUGGCACACCAGGGCCAUCUCCUACGCAGGAUGUGCUGCACAGGUCUUUUUCUUCCUGUUUUUGUUUUCAGCAGAAUAUUAUCUUCUCACGGUCAUGGCUUAUGACCGCUAUGUUGCCAUCUGCAAGCCCCUGCACUAUGAGACCCUUAUAAGCUAUAGAACUUGUGCCACCAUGUCAUUGUGCUAA